Messenger RNA from Mycetomoellerius zeteki, 2686 nucleotides. RefSeq lists its product as uncharacterized. The transcript is spliced from 8 exons. Gene Ontology annotation, biological process: rRNA processing. Bases 254 to 2686 code for a protein of 810 amino acids. Gene Ontology annotation, cellular component: nucleus. Lineage: Eukaryota; Metazoa; Arthropoda; Insecta; Hymenoptera; Formicidae. The record is from RefSeq and is a predicted model, not a curated record.
CGAGUGUGUACAUAACCUCAAAAGUCAAGAUUUUUGCGGUUAUUCAUAAAAAGAUAGAAAGAAUAAUUUUAAAGAAAUUACCCAAUAAAAAUAAUGUUCUCUACAACCUAAAAGAACAGAUCGUAGGUAUCUCAAAUUUUACCAGUACAAAAGAAAGAGCUAUUUGUGCACUUUGGAGAACCCACGAGAAAAGAAGCACGUGAACCGCAAAUUUUAAGCUUUUUAAAUGAAACAGUGGUAAUAAAAAAUAAUAAUGACAUCGAUAAUCAGAUUAGUGAAUUCCUUUGACGUGAAUUCGAAGGAAUUCGAAUCGUUGGUGCACGAUUUGGUUAUUGAUAACAACGACGUGCCGUUUGAUAGCCAGGAGGUCAACACUGUGCAAAAUGCUUUUGUAAAAAGUGUUAAUUCUCGUAUAAAUCAAACGGGAUGUGAUUUUCUACCUAUCUUGGACAGAAUUUUGCCUACAUGUUCCAAAGAUACUUUUGCAAAAUACGGUUUAUUUUGGAUAGUCAAUGCUACUAAAGUAUUAGAAAAUGCACAUAGCAGCACACAAGAUUUGAUACUGGCAUGUAAAGUAUUGGGAGUUUUAGUUAAGCACUGCAAAGAGAUUCCAGAUUUGCACAAACAGAUCUCUAUGCAACACGUCAAACAGCUUAUAAAUGUUCUUAGUGCAUUGAAUCCAGAUGCAAAAUGUGGAGCAAUUUAUUAUUUAUUGGCUGUUCUUCUUUAUCAUUAUUCUGAAGUUUGUGAAAGGUUUCAGGAACUGAUAAUGAAAAUGAUAUUAUUACAAAUUGAUUCUAUGCAAGAAAAUUUGGUUAAUGCUGGUGCAAGAUGCUAUGUUCUUCUAUCCAAAGCGACAGAGCGCUCAUUUAAACCACCACCAUCUAAAUCCAUUUACACUGCGACAACAUAUAAUGAAGUGUUGCUUUGUAAUAACUUGCAUGCUAUAAUGGAUGAAUUGUUCUCUGGAUUAAUAGAGCUGGAAAGUGUAGAUAUCUGGGAUCAAUUAGAAUUACCACCUAUUUCUAAUAAAGAUGUAGUACAGUACUAUAACGGGCAGAAACAGAGAUUCGCAAAUCUAUGCAUUUAUCUCUCCUCAAUGUUGCGUGGAUACGAAGCAAGAAAUUCUGUUCUGCCUCAUGAUAUUCUAGGAGUUUUAUGUCGAGGAUUGGCGAUAACUCCAUUAAAUUUAAUGAAUAAAACUUCGUUCAAGGAACAGAUGCUAUAUAUUAUUUUACCAAAAUUGCAUAUUAGUUUACUCACAGUUUUAGAUGCAUUUAUAAAUGGAUUUGCUCAGGAACUAGUAUCGUAUGGGGCAACCAUAUUACAGUUAUUCCAACAAACAUUGCAAUGGACAAGUGUUAUUUCAGAAAAUCAAAUGACACUUAGUGAUAGUAAACCUUUUAAAAAUGUCAGGCUACAUACGUAUAAAUGUCUCUGCUCAUGGCUAAUUAAUAUGAGUGCAUCGUCAGGAAUAGAGACAAUUGGAAAUGAAUUUGUUACAGGCAUAUUAAAGGAUGUAACACCAGAACGAGAGUGCAUAUUAUUAUCUGUGCAACCAAAACAUUUAUCUAAACGGGCGAUAAAACGUUUUAAACGUAGUCAGUAUGAAAAUAGUGCAAUAUUGAAUAACGGAGAAAAUUCUACUAAACAAAGAUGUCUAGAUGCAGAUUUAUGUAGAGAGGCUCUUAUCGUUUUGCAAAAUAUGCUUUACAGUGGUAGCGUUCUGCUGAAACAAACAUUUUACAAGAGCGUGCAGAAUACCGUGAUACCUUUAUUGUACAAAAUUUAUCUCGGUGCUGCUGAACAGAAGUUUUAUAAAGAUUAUAACGUAUGCCGCUUGGAAUUAUUUAAAGUAUUAAAAGCUUUACAAAUGAAUCCACAUGUUGCAUUAGCAUUUCCCAUUCAAUAUUGUCUAGAAAUAUCGCAUAUGGCAGCUUAUGAUAUUGAUUUAAGUAUUGUUCAAGAAGCAAAACUCACAUUAGCCGAGUUGGAAAAAAUUAUACAUCCUACUGCACCUACAUUACAGUUACCUCGGCAACAAGAAUCUGAUGAACUUAUUUCUGAAACUCAAAUAGAAGACGCUAUUACUAACAAUGGAAUAGAAGAAGCUACUACUAGCAAUGAAAUAGAAGAAGCUACUACUAGCACAUCAGAUAAAAGAAGGGCUGAAGAAGAGAUUUUUCAUGAUGCAGAUACAUCCAUACAUAAACGGCCCAGAAUAGUUGCGAUUGAAAUAAUACAGGAUGGAAAUGUUACAGAAUUAACAGAAGAGAAUAAUGGCAUGGAUAUAAAUAAAUCUCAAGCAGAUGAUAAUUCAUGUCGACUGAAUGUAAUUCAUGUCGAUCCAAUUCAGAUUGAAAAUAAAUUAGAAGAACAAGAAACACAAAACAAGAAACAAAAUCAGCUGCAUAUUGAUACAAUUCCAAAUGCUACUACUGAAAGUAGAUUGGAAUGUGAAUUAGAUACAGAAAUUAUUACAAAAGAACAAGAACAACAUGAGCAAUCUAAAGAUUCGAAAUCGUAUAUUGAUAAAAGAGACAAAAAAGUAGAAAAAAGUCCUAAAAUCAAUGAAAAAAUACAAAAAAAAACAUCUCAAGAUAAUAUGAAUGAAUGGGAAGAGAUGGACGAUGAGGUACUAAACUCUUUAAGUUUGUUUCACGACGAGGUAAAAUCAAAUGAUUAG